AUGGGCAGUGUUGGCAGUGGGGUGGCAGGCGAGCAGGAAUUUGCCAUGAAGUCUGUAGGCACGAGGACCACGCUGCCACGCGCCCCUCCUCUCUCACGCCGUUGCCCUGGUGACCGCAGCUGCAGCGCAGAGCGUCUGCCCCGUCCCCCUGCGACUAUAUCCGACGGCACGGCAUCUAGCGACGAACGAGGGAGCGUUAGUAUCGGCACCGGGACCUGUACCGACCGGCCCACUGAAACAGCCUCCACCACCAACACGGAAUGUACCAUGGCGCCGCCCAACAACAACAGUCAGCUGGAGUGUGGCAAUGCUGCGCUCAGGAGGGAGUGGGAAAGGGAGAGACAACGUGAACGGGGGCGAGACAGGGACCGGGACCGAGACUGGGACCGGGAGAGGUUGGACAGGGAGCGAGAACGGGAGAGGAACAGAGAGCGAGAGAGGGAACGUGUGGAGCGAGAGAGGCUGGAGCGUGAGAGGGAAAGGGAACGGGAAAGGGCCCGGGAGAGGGAAAGGGAGCGAAUCGAGAGGGAGAAGAUUGAGAGAGAGCGGGAGAGAGAACGGGAAAGAGAGCGGGAAAGGGAACGGGAGAGACUGGAGGGGGAACGACUGGAACGGGAAAGAGAGUUGCAGGCUGCAGGUCUGGACGUUUGCGGUAACGUCGUGGGUCGAGGAGCAAACGAGAAGAACAGUGUUGGGGUGAAUCAGCAUCAGCACAGAGAGAUGGUGGCCACCAGACCGGACGGCGAAAAUAACCCAGCCGGACACAACCCACCCAAAAUCAUGGCGGUGUCAGGAAAAUUGGAACAGAGAGACACCGGCCUAGUUCGUCCCUCUGCCUUCAAACCGGUGGUCCCGAAGAGUUUCCACUCCAUGCAGAACCUCGUGGGCCAAGCAGGCGGGGCUGGAACCGAGGGCAAGAGUGAAGGGAGAGGAGAAGGCUACAAAGUUCCAGAGGCCCUCCUACUGGACCAGGAGAGCCCGGUGAGGGUCAGCAGAGGUGAGGGAGUGGUAAAUCCUAAUGAAGUGGUUCAGGGGGGGAUGUCAGACUCAGGCAGGAACUCUCUGACCAGCCUGCCCACCUACACUGGUUCGGGCUCUGGUUGUGGACCACCGGCUGUACUGGGGCCAUUAAGUGCUUCCACAAGCCAAAUCAACAGGUUGGGUAUGGCUGGGGUGGCAGCGGGAUUAGACAAACUGGAAAAGCCUGGCUACCAGAAUGGCCUUUGUGCCUCGGACAGCGGUCGAUCCUCAUCAGGAAAGAGUUCCUCAUCCUAUCAAAGGUUGAGUCACAUGAGCGACGCACCAGGACCCUUACGCCCCUCCCCUUCCUCUGAUGACAUCAUUCAGGACCUGGAAGACCGUUUGUGGGAGAAAGAGCAAGAGGUGCAGCACAUGCGCCGCAACUUGGACCAAAGCGAAGCUGCCAUUAUUCAGGUGUUUGAGGAGAAGCAGCGCGUGUGGGAGCGACAGAUGGAUGAGCUGAGACAGAACUAUGCUUCACGCUUGCAGCAGGUUACACGGCGCGCACAACGCUCACAGACUGCUCUGCAGGCACAGAUAACCCGUUUGUCACAAGACAAGAGGAGGCUCCAAGAGGAGAUGGCAGCCCUGCUUGCCCAGCGAGAGGAGCUGGAAAGAAAGUGUCUGGAUUACAGGAAGGAGCAGGCUGACAUUUUGCCACGUCUGGAAGAGACAAAGUGGGAGGUGUGUCAGAAGGCCGGUGAGAUCUCUCUGCUAAAGCAGCAGCUGAGAGAAAGCCAAGCCGAGGUGACACAGCGGGCAGGAGAGAUGGUGGCUCUGAGAGGCCAGCUCAAGGAACUCAAUGCCCAGCUGAGGGAGCAGGAGGAGGCCAUGCUUGGACUGAAGGAGUCCUACGGCGCCAAGAGUCUGGAGCUGGAGAAGUGUGAGGCAGACCUGAGGAGAACUCUGUCGGAGGUGUCCAUCCUGCGAGAGAAGCUGGGUGUUUUUGAGGCAGAGGUGCUGAGUCUGAAACGAGCUUUGAAUGAAGUCAGCAGAGGAGCUGAGGUUGUCAUGAGCCCGAACUUGGCCGCUGCAGGCCUAUUGCCACCCUGGGGAAUGGUUCACUGCCCGCGAACCCCCGCCGAAUCCUCCACCAACUCACUGCCCCCAACGGCAGACACCCUGCUGAGUCUUCAGAGCGACGAAGCCAAAGCCCAGAGGCAGGAGGCGGGUGAGCUGCGCAGACAGCUGGAGCAGCUACAGGCCGCCCUGCGCCUUGAGCGGCAGCAACGCGAGCGCCAGGCGCUCAACUUCGACCAGGAGCGACACACCUGGCAGGAUGAGAAAGAGCGGGUGUUGAAGUACCAGGCCCAGUUACAACUGAGCUACGUGGAGACCCUGCAGAAGAACCAAGCUUUGGAGAAACGUAUGAGUCAGCUGGGAACCAAACCCAGCACCGCCCCGACUGCCCCCACCACCACUGUCACUAACAGCCCCCCUUCCUCCUCCUCUGGUUCUCCACCUCCGCAAUCUCUCAUAGCGCUAUCUCCUCAGCCACCACCAUCUCUCCCUGGCCCAAUCACCCUCACCCUUUCCCCACCAUGUGAAGACCAGAAGGGGCCACCCUCUCUCCACCAGCUUGCCCCUCCUUGGGCGGGACCUUCACGCCUGGAGAGGAUAGAGUCCACCGAAAUUUAA
Messenger RNA from Nerophis lumbriciformis (worm pipefish), 2658 nucleotides. The record is from RefSeq and is a predicted model, not a curated record. NCBI's taxonomy places the organism in Eukaryota, Metazoa, Chordata, Actinopteri, Syngnathiformes, Syngnathidae.